Messenger RNA from Aspergillus heteromorphus CBS 117.55, 3331 nucleotides. RefSeq names its product aldehyde dehydrogenase. Gene Ontology annotation, molecular function: transmembrane transporter activity; aldehyde dehydrogenase (NAD+) activity. NCBI's taxonomy places the organism in Eukaryota, Fungi, Ascomycota, Eurotiomycetes, Eurotiales, Aspergillaceae. The transcript has 8 exons. The record is from RefSeq and is a predicted model, not a curated record. The coding region runs from base 1 to 3033 and encodes 1010 amino acids. Gene Ontology annotation, cellular component: cytoplasm; membrane. Gene Ontology annotation, biological process: transmembrane transport; aldehyde metabolic process.
AUGACGGGUUUCAAGAGCUUUCAGAUUAAGCGUCACGCUUUCACCUGGAAUAUGGUGAUAGCGUACACCAUGAUUGCUGUCAGUGUGUUUAGCUAUGGCUUUGACGAUGCAGUCUUCUCGACCAUCCAGUCAAUGGAUUCCUUUGAAAAGCAAUUCGGCACGUUAGAUACCUCUACGGGCGAAUACGCCUUCAGUACUCAGCAUUUAGCCUUCCUGAACUCGCUCGGUCUUCCUGCCAAAGCGUUCGGCACCUUUCUCGGCUGGUACAUCGGAGAAUACUACGGACGUCGGGUCUGCUUCAUUGGUAUGCAGCUGAUGUGCAUUGCCGGCAUCUCCAUUAGCUACACUUCUUCAACCUUCGGUCAGAUUCUGGCGGGGCGGAUGAUAGUGCAAUGCUUCAUCGGAUGGGAAGACUGGCUCGUGCCCAUGUUUCUGGCCGAGAUAAGCCCUACGAUUGUGCGUGGGGCUACAGUCGUGGUGUACGUGUUUGCCCAUAUGUUUGGCUCAUUUAUCUGCGCCAUCAUCACGUACGAGACGGCCAAGCUGGACAAUAACUCAGCCUGGAAGAUCCCGAUUGGCGUGAUGUGGGCGUUUCCUUGUCUCAUUUUACUUUUCUGUUGGCUUGUGCCGGAAAGUCCUCGGUGGCUUGUCCGAAAGAACAAGACCCAAGAAGCGGCUAAGCAGCUUGCAUAUCUUUACAAGGGUCAAGACUUCGAUGUUGAUGGGGAAGUUGCACUGUUACAAGCAUCUAUCGAAGCAGAUGCACAGACUAAGGGCUCGUGGGUGGAGCUUCUCCAGGGAACCAACCGAAGAAGAACAAUGAUCGCCGUCAUGACUGCGGCAUUUAACCAACUAACGGGACAAAGUUUUGUCAGCCAAUAUGGCACUCUCUUCAUCAAGUCCCUCGAGGUCAUGAACGCGUUCGCCUUUACGCUAAUAUCCCGCGGCAUCUCGACCAUUGGCCCCUUAAUCACUUUUUCCCUAGUCGAUACCACAGGUCGGAGGCCUAUAUAUCUGUUCGGUGGCACCAUGACGACCGCACUCCUUCUUGCCUGCGGCGGACUAGGAACCGGCACGAUAACCGAUGGUAAAAAGCGUGGAGUUUGCGGCGUGCUCAUGAUGUACGGGCUGUUCUACAUCAUGUCAUUCGGAUCUAUAUCUGUCAUCACCGGCGCGGAAACGCCCCAUCUCCGACUCCGCGAUCAGACCUCUGUCGUCGCCUGGAUUGUGCGCAUCGUCUGCGACUUCGUCGUCUCUUACUCCCUCCCCUACCUGCUCGACGCACCCUACGCAGACCUUCAGUCAAAGGUCGGCUUCAUAUACGGCGCUCUCGCCGCCCUGGGGGUGAUCAGUGGCUACUUUUUCCUUCCCGAGCUCACGGGACGUUCCCUCGAGGAGCUGGAAGAAAUGUGGCAGCAACGGAUUCCUGCCAGGAAGUUUUCUGACUGGAAGUCCGAUGUUGACGGGAGUUUCGGGGCCAAAACCGGUCGGUUGGAAGGACAUGGAAUGGAGGACAAAGCAUAUGCGAGUGUCCAGGCGGCCUUCGCGUCGGGUCGCACGAAGCCCAAGGAAUGGCGACGCCAGCAGCUCAAGAAAGCCUGGUGGAUGAUCGAAGACAACCGAGACCGUCUCUGCGCUGCCAUGCAUGCCGAUCUGCGCAAACACGAGUUCGAAUCUGUCGUCUUUGAAAUUAUCAUGGUCCAAAACGAGAUCAUUUCCACCCUCGACAACCUCGACAACUGGACGAAGGAUGAGAAGCCAACGAGAAAGGAUCCCAUCAACUUCUUCGGCGGAACGGUGGUUCGGAAGGAGCCGUUGGGUGUCACCUUGAUUAUCAGCGCCUGGAACUGUCCGAUCAGUCUCGCGCUACAGCCGAUGGUUGCCGCCAUCGCUGCUGGCUGUGCGGUGAUGGUGAAGCCUUCGGAUGUGUCACUGGCUUGCCAGGACGUGCUGUUGGAUAUCAUCCCUAAGUAUAUGGACCGCGAUGCUAUCCGCUGCGUCAGUGCUGGGCCACAGGAGAUGAAGAACAUCCUUGACCACCGCUUCGAUCACAUCUUCUACACUGGAUCCGCGAACGUCGCCAAGAUUGUCUACGCCGCUGCUGCGAAACACCUCACCCCUGUGACUCUCGAGCUAGGCGGCCAGGGACCCGCCAUCGUCACCCCAUCGGCGAACAUUGACCUCGCGGCGAAGCACAUUGCCGGGGCAAAAUAUGCGCUCGCUGGCCAGGUCUGCGUGAAUGCCAAUCACAUCCUAGUCCACCCCAGCGUACGAGACGCCCUCGUCGCCAGUUUGAUCAAAUACUUCGAUGAAUUUUCUGGCGGCAAAAACACCAAAGCCGACCACUACUGCAAAAUCAUCAAUGAACGCAACUUCGACCGCCUCGAGUCUCUCCUGAAACGGUCAUCCGGCAAAAUCGUCUACGAAGGCAUUCGAGAUCGCCAAACCCAGUACUUCGGUCCCACCAUCGUCGUGGAUGUGAAGAGCGACGACGCGCUUCUCUCUGAAGAACUCUUCGGUCCUAUUCUCCCCAUUAUGGAUGCAGAUUUCGACUCCGCCAUCUCCUACACCCGCAGCCUCGAAUACCCUCUCGCGCUGUACGCCUUCACCUUCGAUGAAUCCGAAAAACGACGCAUCGAGACCGAGACCGCUUCGGGCGGUGUCACCUUCAACGACUGCAUUCUGCAUGCGGCUGCUCGCGAUGCUCCGUUUGGGGGUGUCGGACAUUCGGGGAUGGGAAGCUACCAUGGCAAGUAUGGCAUCCUGGCCUUCUCGUAUCUUCGCACGUACACGAAUGCGCUCCCAGCUUGGAUGGAGCGCUUCGUGUCGGCCAGGUAUCCUCCCUAUAAGGUGGAGAAUAUUGCCAAGUUUGCUUCGCGGGCCCCGGCUUCGUUUGAUCGUGAUGGGAAUGAUAUCAAGUCUGGAAGGGCGCUUACCGGCUAUGUGGCUGCCCUUGGGGCUGUCGCUGCGUCCGCGUGGGUGCUAGGGGGCCCGGAGAUCUCGGAGUAUGUGUUGGCGUUGUUUCGUAAAUGAUUGGGCGAAUGGGUAUACUCAUGGCUGCAAUUAUAAGCACGUCAUAUGUUUAAGUCUGUGUUUGCAGGGUGUUCUCAUGUUCUCGUGGUUGCUUUUCUUGGCGGGCUGGCUUGUGAUCGGUAAAUUGGACUAUUUAGCAGGGCUUUUAUAGGGAAAAUUCAGGAAAGGGGGGUAUGAAAUUGUGUGGGAAGGAGAAAUCUCAGUCGCGGCUUCCUUCAAUGUAUGAAAUCUUAUCUGUCGGGUGCUUAAUCGUGUCUCGGCCAGCAAGCCACUGAGUAGUGUCCUUGCUACAUCUACC